AUGCUUGGUAGGCUUGAUGAAGUCUUAAGUCACCACCUUUACAGGAUUUGGCUCGCCAGCUCGAAAGGAACCCAAACCGAACUCCAGAUACAUUCAGGAGGAGGCUGUGCGAAACUUGCGAGGCAGACAGCUUAUCUAUCUGCACCAACUACGAGAAGCGCAAAGACGUAUUCUGGAAGCGAAAUUGAAGACUUUGUCCAGCUACCCCGUGUUUGA
This is a messenger RNA of Alternaria atra, 216 nucleotides long. RefSeq lists its product as uncharacterized. NCBI's taxonomy places the organism in Eukaryota, Fungi, Ascomycota, Dothideomycetes, Pleosporales, Pleosporaceae. The record is from RefSeq and is a predicted model, not a curated record. The transcript is spliced from 2 exons. Bases 1 to 216 code for a protein of 71 amino acids.